GCUGCACCUCCGACGACCCACCGCUACGCCCUCACACCUCGACUUUACACAUCUCUGGAAUCGCCCAAGCACGCCUGCCAAGUCUCUCAGUAUGAAUCGCGGUGGCCGUGGUGGAGGAAAAGUCCUCCUCCCCCCUAUCAACUUCAUCUUCAAGCUUCUGCAGUCGCGCGCCACGGUUUCAGUAUGGCUGUACGAAAACCUCGGUCUGCGCAUUGAGGGCAAGCUCAGGGGCUUUGAUGAGUUCAUGAACCUUGUUAUCGACGACGCCGAGGAAGUCACAACCGCGAAGAAGGACGGCACACCAGAAGAGAGACGCAAGAUCGGCCAGAUCCUGCUCAAGGGCGACAACAUCUCGCUCAUCCAGCAAAUCCAAUGAUCUUGAACGCCAGAACAGGCUACGAGGCCUCUCGAUUCGCACUUUUGAUUGUACAGGAAGAAGGCCGAG
This is a messenger RNA of Didymella exigua CBS 183.55, 445 nucleotides long. Its product is annotated as Sm-like ribonucleo protein. The transcript has 4 exons. The record is from RefSeq and is a predicted model, not a curated record. Gene Ontology annotation, biological process: mRNA splicing, via spliceosome; spliceosomal snRNP assembly. Gene Ontology annotation, cellular component: precatalytic spliceosome; U4 snRNP; U1 snRNP. The coding region runs from base 92 to 376 and encodes 94 amino acids. Gene Ontology annotation, molecular function: RNA binding. NCBI's taxonomy places the organism in Eukaryota, Fungi, Ascomycota, Dothideomycetes, Pleosporales, Didymellaceae.